This is a messenger RNA of Triticum dicoccoides, 1614 nucleotides long. RefSeq names its product protein SRC2-like. The transcript has a single exon. Lineage: Eukaryota; Viridiplantae; Streptophyta; Magnoliopsida; Poales; Poaceae. Bases 199 to 987 code for a protein of 262 amino acids. The record is from RefSeq and is a predicted model, not a curated record. Gene Ontology annotation, biological process: defense response.
UGCAACCUUACGACCCAAACCGUCACUAGCCAUCUCCCUUGGAUCAUUCGUAGCCUCCAAGAUCUACUUACCAUUGAGAAUCAUCAUAGCUUGCUCCUCCAUCCGUCCAUCGUCUUCCACAAAUCAUCGUCUCCCGAUCACACACCGACAUAUCGACCGAGCGAUCACAACGGGCUCCUGCGAGCGAGCGGCGCGAUCAUGGCGUACCGGGUGCUGGAGGUGACGCUGAUCUCGGCCAAGGACCUGAAGAAGGUGACGAUGUUCUCCAAGAUGCGCGUGUACGCGGUGGUGUCCAUCUCCGGCGGCGACCCAAGGACGCCGACGCACAGGACGCACUCGGACCGGCACGGCGGCCGGAACCCCAUGUGGCACGCGCCGCUGCGGUUCCCCAUCCCGACCGCCGCCGACCCGCGGGGGCUGGCGCUGCACGUGCUCCUCCGCGCCGAGCGCUCCUUCGGUGACCGCGACGUCGGCGAGGUGGUGGUGCCGGUGCAGGACCUCGUCGCCGUGGCGCCGCCCGCCGGCGAGCAUCGGCACCUCAGCUACCAGGUGCGCAGCCCGAUGAGCGGCCGGAAGCGCGGCGUGCUCCACAUCUCCUACAGCCUCUCCGACGCGCCUGCCCCCACGGCGGCGGCGCCGGGCGACGCGCAGUACAUGCAGACGAACGCGGCGGCCAAGGCCGGCGCCGACCCGGUGACCGCGUACCCGCCGUACCACCACCAGCAGCACGCCGUGCCGCCGUACGGCUACAAUCCACCGUACGGGUACGCGGGGGCGUCGUACGGCUACGGCCCCGCCGCGGCCGCUCCCUACGGGUACGGCGCGCCGUCCGCCGCGGCGGCCAGGCAAGACGGAGGCGUCGGGAUGGGCUCCGGGUUCGGGAUGGGGCUCCUCGGCGCGGCGGUCGGCGGGAUGAUGAUGGGCCUCGGCGAGGGCGUGGGCGAGAUCAUCGCCGACUCGGACAUGAGCAUGGACGGCUGCUUCUGAUCCGCGUCCGACGCGUCUUGCAUGCAUGCAUACACGCACGGCUCACUUAGAACACGUAGUACGUUGGCCAAAAAUGCUACACCUACGAAAAUUGCUGCGUAAACUUACUUAAAAACUUAUAUCCUUCUCUAAUUCUAACUAAUCCCCCCUGAUUUUCAGGGUGGGCGGACGUGCUAUCCACUUAAACGAAGCCACAUCAGCCUUUACGUAACUUUUCGUAGCAAGCUUACGUAGGUGUAGCAAAGCUCGUACGUUGGCCAAUCACAGUGCUGCUCGAUCCCUUGGAAGCAUUGGACCGACUCGUGCGCGCGCGCGCGUAUUCAAGUGCGUUGCGAUUUUCUUUUGAUCCUCAGAGAAACUGCUUGUGAGUUGUGAUUGUGACGACGUGAAAAUGAUCCACGACUUUGACGCAGUCGCCACUCUCCUUCUAGGGGUUUUCCAAUAAAUAAACUUAGCUUCAUUGCCAUCCGCGCGCCCAUCCCGGCAAUCUCGUUCGAGGUACAUAGCCAAUGUUUUGCAGUGAUGCUGCGAAUGACAUCGUUUACGUGUUGAACUGAUGAAGUCAACUUUAUCAGGAUUCUUUAGUUGUACUUGUAUCAGGGAUCUUACAAUGUGUAUAUUUAAGCU